This is a messenger RNA of Neocloeon triangulifer, 1566 nucleotides long. It is a transcript of the gene pall, whose product is annotated as F-box only protein 28. Gene Ontology annotation, molecular function: protein binding. The transcript is spliced from 6 exons. Gene Ontology annotation, biological process: protein polyubiquitination. The record is from RefSeq and is a predicted model, not a curated record. Lineage: Eukaryota; Metazoa; Arthropoda; Insecta; Ephemeroptera; Baetidae. Bases 171 to 1130 code for a protein of 319 amino acids.
UGUCAGGUUGGCAGCAUUGCUCCCUCAACAUGUACGUCUGGCUAUGGCGAUAAAUAAAUGAGCAAAAGUAUGUAAAUAACUCACUCGGAAAAGUUAUUUUUCGAAGACUUGCAGCUACUUGCAGAUUAAUUUUUCCCACCAUCGACCUUGAAGGAUAAUACGACCCGAAAAUGAGUCUUUUGCAACUACCGGACAUUGUGCUGCGAAGGGUUUUCUCGUAUUUGUCCUACGACGAAGUUGCUCGACUCAGAAUCGUGAGCAAAGACUUCAACAGCCUGGGCAAAGACUGUCUGAACAAAGGACUGAUUGCCGUCGAGAAGUUCCGCAACCUGUGUUUGCGAGAAGUCAAAGUCCAGCUGCCUCGAAGGGAGUCUGAGCGGCGGGUGCACCCCUUGGCCAGGCACGUCGAUGUCCUCAUGGCGAUCGAAACCAGAAUCUCAAUGCUCUCGAUGACUUACGGCAAAUACAUAGACUCUGGUCUUUGCUGCUUCAUCCCUGGAAAGGUCCUUGAUGAAAUGUUUCGAGUUUUGAGAAUUGUGCGCGAAUCAAAAACUCCCCCUCGGCCGCAUGAAAUUCUGCAAGAACUGCGUGAUAUCAGCUCAAUGGCUAUGGAACACUUUGAUGAGAAGGUUUGCUCCACACUUAAGCCAAAGUUUUUGACUACUCCCAGAAGUAAGAGCAUCCUAUCGCUGAAAAUGCCAGUGUCAGGUACAGAGUCUCAUGAUGAAGUAGACGUGAUAUCAAACUUCCAAGCUAGCCUGCAAAAGGUGAAAAACAACAACAUAGAACUGAAAAAGCAAGUCAAAAGUUUACGAUCUAAGGUUGUUAAGCAAAGUGUCAAGAUUGAGGACAACAAGUCAAAACUGCAAGACCAGUCUGCCAAAAUCUCAGAGCAAAGUUCGCAGAUCCAAGACCUCCGUCGGAUAGUGGAUGAGCUGAGCCAGAAAAUAAUUGACAACAGUCGAUCCCCAGAGUUGAGCGUGGACAACAGCAAAAUGAAGGCCAAAUUUGAAGGCAAGGUGGCUAAGAAGAGUUUGUUCCCCCCUGCAAGUGGAGUGGUGACCAGGUCGAAGAGGGUCAACUUGAAAGAAACGGGCGCCGAGCCGGUCGCCAAGCGGAGCAAGAAUUGAUUUCGGCAAUAAAGAGACAAGACUCUCGAUGUAGAACUCCGAGGUGUAUUUUCGUUUGUUUGAUUUUCAAAUUCUGGGCGUAUGUGUGUAAAGUGAUUGUUCUUGUGAAUCCCUCAACCUGAUGUAUAAGUGGCCAGAUUAGGAAUGAUCAUCUUAACUUAGAAUGAAUUAACUUGAUAAUUUUAUUUUUCAGUUAAAAAUACCUCUUUGGCUUGGCAAAUAUGUUUUAAAUUUCUUUUAAUUUUUAUCUUCGUCUGAAAAAAGCUAUCAGCGGAUCUGAGAUUGUUUCCAAAUGAGAAUUUGUUGAAAACUAAAAUUGAUUUAAAAGUGGGUUUAUUAACUUAGUUGCGUUUACCGAAACAAUAAUUCUUGUACCGAUUGUACAUUGCAGAUUAUUUUCCCAGAAAUAAAAUGAGAUUGCUUAAAGUUCACAAAA